Molecule: messenger RNA, 2818 nt
Organism: Oldenlandia corymbosa var. corymbosa
Lineage: Eukaryota; Viridiplantae; Streptophyta; Magnoliopsida; Gentianales; Rubiaceae
Source: the annotation of a GenBank genome assembly
UCAGCAUUAAGAAAAUGCCUAAACGAACAUAAUUUAUGAAUCUCGAUUUCUUCGCUAUUUGCAACGAAGAUAAAAAAAUGCACAUUUCGAUUGGUCCGUUAGGUAUUAUCUCGGUAGUACGUUGAUGGCCAACUCAAGCUGUUCAUAACGAAACUUCUGCUGACUAAAAACUGAACUGUCCAUCAAUUUUCAAAUAUUUUCUUAAUGCUUUUUGGUGAUUUCAUCUAACUCUAUUCUCCCACGCAAUAGGGCCAAAAGAAUUCAACUGGGAUUUGGUUAAUCUCUCCUUUAUUAGUUAGAAAUUCCAGUGGUAUAUAUAUAGGCCAUUGCAUCGUAUCCAAUCGGCAAGUCAUUACAAACACUAGACUUCAGAUUUCAGUUUGUCUCUUGUUCAGUCCCCCACCUUUUUUUUUGUGCCUCAAAAAGAGCCUUCUUGUCCGUUCCUUUCUUUGUCUCUUCGUUAAGGAUUCAAUCAAAACACAUUUUGCCAAAAAAUUAUGGGGCGAGCCAUGUUGCUAUUCUUGAUCUAUUCAUUUUUUGUUUUGGUCUGUUCGUCAUUUGCUUCUGCUGCAAUUGUUGAGCACACAUUUAACGUAACUAUUCUUGAUCUUAUUCGCAUUUUAAUUGUUUUGCAUGCAUUCACAGUUCUCUUUCUCCGAGAAUGCUCCGGCUAAAAUUUGAACACUUUAAUUUCGUAAUGACAUUUAUAAAUUGUUUUGUGAACAAGAUUAAUGAUUAUGUGCAUGAAAGCUUCGAAUUUAGACUACGUAUCCCCUUCUUCAUACGAAUAAUUUUAUUUAUUCAUCUCCUAGUCAUUAAUCCUUGUACAUGCAGGUACAAAAUUUGACGGUGAACCGCUUAUGUCAGAACCGAGUAAUUACUGCAGUCAAUGGACAGUUACCGGGACCAACGCUCCUCAUACAAGAGGGUGACACCCUAGUAAUCCAUGUUAAUAACAAUUCUCCUUAUAACAUCACCAUUCAUUGGCAUGGAAUAUUUCAAAAAUUGACCGCGUGGGCCGAUGGACCUGACUAUGUAACUCAAUGUCCUAUCCGUCCUGGACGUAGCUAUACCUACAGGUUCACCGUUACCGGACAAGAAGGAACUCUGUGGUGGCACGCUCACGUUUCUUUUCUCCGGUCAACAGUCUAUGGGGCAUUGAUAAUCCGACCCAGAUCCGGUCGUAGUUACCCUUUCCAACAACCCGACGGCGAAUACCCAAUUGUCCUAGGCGAGUGGUGGAAUGCGAAUGUUGUAGACGUAGCAAACCAGGCCCAAGCCUCCGGAGGAGCUCCGAAUAACUCCGAUGCAUUCACUAUUAAUGGUCAACCUGGCGACCUCUUCCCCUGCUCUUCUGGCAGUACCACCAGAAUCAAUGUAAAACAGGGAAGAACGUAUCUCUUGCGCAUCGUCAAUGCUGCACUCAAUAGCCAACAUUUCUUCAAGAUCGCCAAUCACAAGUUGACCGUUGUUGCCGUCGAUGCUGCCUAUACUAAUCCAUACGUCACGGACGUGGUCGUCAUCGCUCCCGGUCAAACCACCGACGUCCUGUUGACCGCCGAUCAGAAGCCGGGAUUGUACUACAUGGCAGCCCGUCCUUACGCUAGCGCCCCCGUUUCGGCAGACAACUCAACCACCACCGCAAUAUUGGCUUACCAAGGAGCCUCGACGGCACCAACUUUGGUGAUGCCCGUCUUGCCGGCCCUUAACGAUACCCCAACUGCGCAUAAAUUCUACACCAAUUUGACCGGACUUGUUACCUCUCCGUUCUGGACCGGAGUUCCGACCGAAGUUGACAAGCACAUGUUUAUUACCGUGGGCUUAGGUUUAAUUCCUUGCCGGAACAACAGCUGCGCCGGUCCGAAUGGGCAGAGAUUUGCCGCCAACAUGAACAAUGCAUCUUUCCAGUUGCCCACCAAGAUGUCAAUACUUCAAGCGUUUUUUCAAAAUGUGAACGGAAUUUACACCACGGAUUUCCCGAGGCAACCUCCGGUCAAGUUUGACUAUACAAACACCGGCCUCAGUGGUAACCCAAAUCUCAUAUUCACCACAAAGUCAACCAAAGUGAUUAAGCUUAAGUAUAACACCACGAUUGAGAUUGUGUUGCAAAAUACUGCCAUACUUACCACGGAAAACCACCCUAUACAUCUCCACGGCUUCAACUUCUUCGUUUUGGCUCAAGGAUUCGGUAAUUACAAAGCUUCUAGGGAUAGUAAGAAGUUCAAUUUGGUCAACCCACAAGAACGUAACACCAUAGGCGUGCCCGUUGGUGGUUGGGCUGUCAUUAGGUUCCAGGCAAACAAUCCAGGUGUGUGGUUCAUGCAUUGUCACUUGGAUCAACACUUGCCGUGGGGAUUAGCCACUGCUUUUGUAGUUGAGAAUGGGCCAACUCCUUCAACAACGCUGCCUCCUCCUCCGCAUGAUUUCCCAACUUGCUGAUUAUAAAUGAUAAUAAUUUUGCAGUCAACUGAAGAUUGGAAGGGCGACGAUUGUGGCCAAUUAUUUGAUUGUUUACUUCUACCAAUAUUGAUUUCUUCUCCUCUGAGUGUGGUACUAGAUUCCAUCAUUCAUUCAUUACUUUCGAUCCAGAUUCAUGAUGGUGUAAGCGUGACAAUAGUUUUUGUUGUAGUGUAUACCAAGGUGAUGUAAUUGGUUUGCAACUUUAUGAAGCUUGAUGAUUAUAAGUUUUGGUUAAGUAACAACGAAUUUACUAUUAUCUUAUUGUAUCAUUCAAAAAUUAAAGACAACAUUUUUUUAAAAAAAAAAUAUAAUAUGUAAGCUUGUAUUAGCACUUCUCAACAAUCAAUUUACAACCACC